Messenger RNA from Mugil cephalus (flathead mullet), 7698 nucleotides. It is a transcript of the gene pcm1, whose product is annotated as pericentriolar material 1. The transcript is spliced from 40 exons. The coding region runs from base 182 to 6559 and encodes 2125 amino acids. Lineage: Eukaryota; Metazoa; Chordata; Actinopteri; Mugiliformes; Mugilidae. The record is from RefSeq and is a predicted model, not a curated record. Gene Ontology annotation, biological process: cilium assembly; microtubule anchoring at centrosome; centrosome cycle. Gene Ontology annotation, cellular component: centriole; ciliary basal body; centriolar satellite.
ACCAAAGAAGAAGAAGAAGUACGUUUGGGGAGCGAUAAGACAUUGUCAGUGAUUGUUAUUUAUCAAAUGGCUUUUAUAAGACCCAGGCAGACUAUUUAAAACCUCCGCUGAAGUACACGAGGUGCCAGGCAUCGACACUAACUCCGUUUCAGGCUCUGAAUGCAAGCUGUAAGUGGGUGACAUGGCAACUGGAGGCACUCCUUUUGAUGACAGUGCAGAGGACCUGCACAACUGGCCUGUUACCAAUGGCAGUCUGGAAGACCGACUCAACAACAUGGAUUGGGGUGUACAGCAGAAGAAAGCCAAUCGAUCUUCAGAGAAGAACAAGAAAAAGCUGUCAGCUGCAGUGGUGGAGAGCCGCCUGACUAAUGAUAUUUCACCGGAGUCUACCCCUGGGGCCGGUCGCAGGAGAGCACGCACUCCUCAUUCCUUCCCACACAUCAAAUACACCACCCAAAUGUCUGUCCCGGACCAGGCUGAGCUCGACAAACUCCGUCAGAGGAUCAAUUUUACAGACCUGGAUGAGAGGAGCAUCGGCAGCGACUCCCAGGGGCGUGUCACAGCUGCCAACAACCAGCGCCAGCUCGCUGGAGAGAACAAGAAACCAUACAACUUCCUACCUCUUCAUGUAAACACUAACAAAAGCAGGGAGCUGCUCCCCCCCUCCUCCUCUGCCCCUGCCACCCCAGCUAUCACCAAGGAAACUAAGAAGCAGAGCCCAGGACUCAGGGACGCUUUAACCCCUGUGGUUCCUAUCAAGGACUCUCCAAGGCUAAGUCGUGGUGGCACGGAGAGAGGGGCCGUUGUGCACAGAGAAUACGGGAGACAAGAGCCCAGAAUAGACAGCAGCCAGGUGGUGAGCAAACUGGUGCAGAUCCGGGAGUACAUCAGUAAGGCCAGCUCCAUGCGGGAUGACCUGGUGGAAAAGAACGAUGUGCCGGCCAACGUGGAGCGUCUUUCUCACCUCAUUGAUCACCUCAAGGAGCAGGAGAAGUCCUAUUUACGGUUCUUGCAGAAAAUGUUGGCUCAGGAGAACGAGGAUGAUGAUGUGGGGACACUGGAUUCAGCAGUUGGCUCAGGUUCACUGGUGGAGAGUACCUCUCUGAACAUUGAAGUCCGGUCUUCAGAUGCUUCAAAUGCAACAGGUCAUAGGCCAGAAGCUGUGCAUGCUGACCAGAAGAAAGAACUGGAGAAUCUGCGCAAGCAGCACGAGCUGCUGAAGAAGAUGCUGGAGCAGCAGGAGCAGCUCAGGGCCCUGCAGGGCAGACAGGAAGCAUUAAUGGCCAUGCAGCAAAGUGCAGAACAGGCACUUGCUGUUAUUGAAGACACCGUUGUCACAGAAACCACCGGUAGUGUUUCUGGUCUGAGCAUCACGUCAGAACUGAAUGAUGAGUUGAAUGAUUUGAUCCAGCGGUUCCACAACCAGCUACAUGACUCUCAGACUAAAGCGGUGCCAGAUAACCGUCGUCAAGCAGAGAGUCUUUCCCUGUCCAGAGAGGUGUGCUGGUCUCGGGCUCCCCAGGCUGCCCCACCUCAGCACAGGCCUCUCCUCCACUCUGCCUCUGGCCCACACACCGGUCUAGACACUGGGGCAACAGCAGCCAGUGCCAAACUCACCAAGCUCCAAGAACUCCAAGACAAAAAGCAAACCAUGGACAAGAUCCUCCAGGAACUGCAUUCACUCAGAGACCAGACACUCAAUAAUAAUUCAUGUCGUGGCUUGUCCGCACGGUUCAGUCGGAGUAUGGGAGGAUCUUCAGAUUGUCCAUCUGCUUUCUGCUCUAAUGGGGCUGUGGCUUCCACUUCUUUUCAUCCUCCGCUCACACAACAGGAGAGCUCCCACUCUGCAGACAAGCUGAGGAAGCUAAAGGAGGUCCACAAGCGUUUGAAUGAGCUCCGGGAGCUGGUCCAGUACUACGAGCAGACCUCCGAUAUGAUGGUGGAUGCGGUCAAUGAGAAUGUGAAAGAGGACGAUGAUGAGGAGGAGGAGGAGGAGGAAGACGAGACCGAAGACGGCUCUAUGUUUGAGACCAUAUUUGACUCGGAGCAGGAGAACCGCCAGCCCGUCACUAACAUCAGUUAUGGAACCUAUUUCUUUAGAAACCCACAGCGUAGUGGCAACUGGGCCGACUUGAAUAGCCUGACCAACGGGCGCAGUGUCAGGAGUAGUGUCACUAACAACCGGGAGGGCAGACUCAACACGGAGUGUGAGAUCAAUAACCGGUCAACAGCCAACCUCCGCAGUCUCAACACCCCCUCAACCAUAGAGUGCCAGUACAAUAGGGACAUCCCCUAUAAUCAGGUGAAGGAUGACGAUGAGGAUGAAGAUGGUCUUGAUAAUGAUGAAGGGGCACAGGCUGCGGCUCCAGACAGUGAGGCAUCAGAGUCCAGUCGGAGGAGCAGCCUUGGCAACGAUGCGAGCUUUGCUCAGAAGGUUCAUCGCCAGACAGCAAAGCAAAAACUCCGGCAGCUGCAGGAACUGGUGGCAAUGGUUCAGAGUGAUGACACAGAUGGAACAACGGCUAAUGAAGAUGAAACUUUGCACCAGCAGCCAAAUAAUACCAGAACCCCUGUGCCUGGGACACUGGGGGCAGGAUCUAAAUCCAGUCCCAGAGACCUUACCCUUUCAAGUAAAGCCAGGGAGAAGCUGUAUGAAGAGAAGCUGCGUCAGCAGAAGCAGGAGCUGAAGCAGCUCCAUGAAGAGCGCCAGAGGCUCAUUGAAAUCCAAGGCAAGAUCCAGGACCUGCAGUGGGCUUGUCCAGACCUUCAGUCAUCUGUGUCCAGCACGGUGAGUCAGCAGGGUUUGCUGAGGAAGGUUCCAGUUGCAGUUUCCACUCCUGUGAGCGUCCAGGCUUCUUCAUCCUGUGGACCCAAAACCAACUCAGCUGUGCUCAAACCCACUGCUCCAGAAGCAGCUACUUCUUCAGUCACUGACAACGAGCUUUGGUCAGAAAUGCGACGCCAUCAAAUUUUGCGUGAAGAAUUGCGGCAGCGCAGAAAGCACUUGGAGUCCUUGAUGGCUGAGCACCAGAGGCGCAGCGGUCUUGGUGACUCUUCCUGCCAAGACCAAGAAGGGAUUGCUGCAGCCUCACAGUCUGUCAGUAGGGAUGAGAGAACAAUGGCUACCUGGGGUUCCACUCCCUGUCACCUUGAGGAUGAUGAUGAUGAAGAGGAUGAAUACCACUCAGAGAUGGAUGCAGAGGAGGAAGAGGAGCAGGAGGAAUGCACAGAGAGCAGCUCUGAGGAUGACAUCCAUGUCUACUCACCAACCAGAAACCAGUGCUCCUACAGUAACAGGAAGAAUCCAGGAAGUAAUCUGAAACCUCCAGCAGCUUUUUCGGGUGAGGUCAGUGGGCACCUUCAUAACAAGACAAAGGCCAAGCAGCCGUCCAGAAGUUUGAACCAGUCCUCGAGCCAGCAUGGAGGCGCACAGCGACAGGAGAACCUGCGCUGGGCGUCUGAGCUCUCCUUUGCCGAGGGCUCAGGCCACUGGCAGGAACAAGUCAACCAGCUGCAGAGGCAGCUGGACUUCAGUACCAGCAUGUGUCAGACUCUCCUGCAAGACCAGCAGACACUAUCCUACAUGUUGCAAACUCUGCUCACCGGUCAGUACAGCGUGUUACCAAACAACUUGUCGUCACCACAGGUCCACCUGGUCAUGCACCAGCUCAACCAGUGCUACACACAGCUAGCUUGGCAGCAAAACAAUGUGCAAAGACUAAAGCAGGUCCUUAACGACCUCCUCCGCCAGCAGCAGGCGCAGCAGCCUCGUUCCUCUACAGCAGCAGGUUGGCAAACACAGAAGCAGGGCUCGUCCCAAGAAUCCAGCUCUGGCCCGUCAGCCUCUCCUAGCGUCUUCCUCCCCUUCUCCUCCACUUUACAUCCUCCAGCCAACAACAUGUCUGCUGUUUCCCCAUUCCCUCCCAGCUUAAACCUAUAUCCACUAUUCCCUGCUUCCAUGGGUGAGUUUCCUCAAGGUGCAGUAGGUCAGACUACUCCUGAACCUCACAAGCAGCAAAUGGACCCCAACACUUCAAUUAAAACUGAGUACAUGAGUUUCCCUCCUCCAGUGCAACGCUCUCCUCUUAACACCACUACAGAAAGAGGAGCGUCUGGCUGGCACAACAGCACCUACACAAACAAUACCGUCUGGCAUCACCCAUCUAAGAAUGAGCCCCAAGAGUCUCCUUCUUCCUCCCCCUCAUUUGCAAACCGCCACGUGCGGCCUCAAGACUUCGACAAGGCAUCACAGGAAAGCUUCAGCAGCUUGCCUGAUCCUGCUGAUCCCACCACCAUCACGAAGGCUUACAAGGCCGGGCGCAAGGCCUCGGCACAAGCCAACCUGGCCUCCAGGAGCAAGACUCCCAAGAGCCGACGCAAGAGGAGCAAAGGGCACGGCAAGAGCAGUGAAGGCCACGACAGCGACAGUGCCAGCAGCACUGCCGACUUUGCCCAGGAGAGGGCAGCCUCGUCUCAUCACAAGGAUCAGAACCAGAGUCUACUGGACAAGCUGACUCAAGAAAAACUGGACAGCAAGACCAAGCCCGGAAACAAACGAAAUGACCUCUCCUCUGCCUAUGCUUGGAGAACACCCUUCCUCUCUAACAGAAUUGCAUGCACAGAAGCACCAGAUGCAAGCAGUGACUUCUCACUCUUCGAAGUGCUGAGGGAGACCAUUUACUCUGAGGUGGCUACUUUGAUAUCGCAGAAUGAGUCACGACCCCACUUUCUCAUCGAGCUAUUCCACGAACUGCAGCUGCUCAACACAGAUUAUUUGCGCCAGAGGGCACUAUAUUCCUUACAGGACAUAGUUGCCCGGCACCUUGCAGAUAAGAAUGCAACCGAGGACCAGUUGCCCCCCCUCGGUCCUGUGGUGUGGGCUGCAGGCUCCCAGUCUGAGCUCACACCCAGUGAGAGCCUGACCACCAGUGAUGCAGAGGUGGUGGAGAAGAACUUGAGGCUUUCACAUCACUUAAUGAAGAAAAGGGAUGAUGCAGAGUCUGUGGACAAUGAAAGCACCAUGUCAACCUCCUCCAACCUGGAACCUUUUGCCAACGAUGACCUGGGCAACACGGUGAUUCAUUUAGACAAGGCUCUGGCCAGGAUUAGGGAGUAUGAGCGCAUGAAGCUUAAAGCUGAGUUUAACCCCUGCAACGCCCGCACUGCAGGUGCAGGCGGUUCUGAAGUCUCAAAUGCCGAACGUCCUUCUGCUAACCCUGCUGAACCAGUGGAAGGAGGUGCAGCGGGUGAUGUGCACUGCCCUCAGAUUGACACCCAGCAGCUGGAUCGUCAGAUCAAAGCCAUCAUGACUGAAGUCAUUCCCUUCCUCAAGGAGAACAUGGAUGAGGUCUGCUCCCUUCAGCUGCUGACGUCCGUGCGGCGCAUGGUCCUCACUCUGACCCAGCAAAACGACGAGAGCAAAGAGUUCGUGCGCUUUUUCCACAGACAGCUGGGAGGAAUACUGCAGGACUCUCUGAGUAAAUUCGUGGGCCGUACUCUGAAGGACUGCGGAGAGGAUCUGCUGGUGGAGAUCUCAGAGAUCCUCUUCAAUGAACUGGCUUUCUUUAAGCUCAUGCAGGAUUUGGACAACAGCAGCAGCAGCAGCAACAACAACAACAUCGCUUUAGCGGCCAAACAGAAGAAUAAGAAGAGAGCUGAGCAGCCAAUUAAAGCCAUGUACAGGUUAAAGGAAAACGUAGCCGCUGCUGGUGAUAAAUCAAAUGCGGUAGCAUACACAGAUGAAGACAAGGACCAGGACGACGCUGAGCAGGAAGCAGGAGGCGCUGGUGUCCAGGAGAUUUACCUGCAGACGGAGAUGAAGAACAACAGGAGCAGUGAAGCCUCAGAAGUUGAAGAGGAAGAUGAGGAUGAAGGGGACAGACAGGCAUUGCCUCUGUCAAUCAGUCUUUCCAAAGCAGAGACUCAGGCCCUGACAAACUACGGCAGCGGAGAGGAUGAGAACGAGGAGGAAGAGAUCGAGGAGUUUGAAGCAGGACCCGUAGACGUCCAAACGUCCUUGCAGGCGUCCGGUGAUGGACAGACGGAGCAGGAGGGGGCAUCGACCAGCGAAACCCAGGAGAUAAAAACCGAAGAGAGGAGUUCAGAGAUUGACGAUGUUUUAGAAAUCAACAAGUCAUCCGGGACUGAACAUACUGGGGCGGAGAGGCAGAGCCCAGAGGAGGAGGAGGAGGAGGAGAGCACAGGCGGAGCAGCUGCUGCCUCAGAAGGAAGCUCUGCUGUCUGCCAGGACGUCCCCAAGGAGGCAGCCACCUCCAGUAGCCCCGACACAGACUCGCCCGUCAUGAUCAGUGUAGAUGAGAUGGGAUCCGGUAACACGAGCCAAAAGUCUGACGAGGAAGACUUUGUCAAGGUGGAUGAUUUACCGCUGCAGCUCACGGUCAUGUGCGAGGAGGCGCUUCAGAAGAGAAUUGUGGAGGAGCAGCAGAAUAACAACCUGUCUGUAGAGAUCCUCAGUGGGAACACUGAACUGCUGACUGGGCUGGUGGGAAACGCACAGGCUCUGAAGGAACCAGAGGCGGCUGCUGUCCCGGAUCUCUAAAGGAUCCUACAGAUGUUUUUAACACUAUAUUUACACCCUCGAUCAGUUCUGGAUGUAUGGUUGUUAAUUUUUAAUCUGUUACUUUAAAAGAGUAAGGUCAUAUAAUAAGAGUCGCAAAUUAGCUGUGACCCUUUUUCACACACCACAGAUUUAACAUCUACACAUGAUCCACCCUUUCAGUUCACUGUAUUCCUGAAUGUUUAAUGUGAUUUAAUGAUAAUCUGGGGGCGGGGUUAUCGCUCUGCUGCUGAUCACCAACAGUUAAGCCUCUGUUUGAAUCUCUGUAGUAAUGACACUCCUGUUCAGAUCCAGCUGCAUCUUCUUCUUCUUGGUUCUGGGAUCAGUUUGACUUUUUCUUUUUAAUGUUUUAUUUGUCUCGUCCGGCCUUACUGAUGUACAGCUCGUCUUUUCUGCACUUGAGUCCUAAUUAUAAAGAGAUAAGGAUAUGAGUUCUGCGUACGGCUAGUUGUUCUGGCUCGAACACUUCCCUCUGAACCACGGCUCCAAGCUCAGGCUUUGCUUUUAUUCUUUCAGACCCUGUGUUUCUACACAGCUUUGUUCUGUUAAUGGUUAGACUCCCAUGAUUUUACUCUAACUGUUGACUACAGUAAGAUGUUUUAACUAAUAAAAUGCAGGAACUUUCAAAAAUGAUGUUGUCAUGAUUUUAUUAUGUGGACAUGCAACACACACACAUACACUGAUCAGCCACAACAUAAUGACCACUGACGGGAAGUGACUAACAUCGAUUAAUGUUUCUCAGUGAAUGAAGCUGAUGCCCCUGUUGAGCAGGUGGUCUUUAUGAAGUGGUCUUUAAUGUGACUCAGGACAGAUGCACCUGUUUGCAUUCACGCUACCAAACGGGUGAGACCACAUUUGACUCAAAGCACCUCUAAAUGUGAUCAGAGUUUGGAUCUCUGAAUUGCCAUCUCAGUGCAUCCUCAAUGUGAUCACACCUGUUUUUUUUUUUUUUGUUGUUGUUGCUCUGGUCGCCUGUAGUUUAAAUGCCCACAAUGAGUCUUAAAGGUCUGAAAAGACCCAUAGAGUCAUAGUCACAGAGUUACUACAAUAUGCUGUCAGCUCACAGUAAAAACAUCAAGUUUGAGAAUCCUUUUAUUAAUUAACCAUAAUUUAAAACAAAA